AUGAAUCCAACCUCCCUCCCAAGUUCCGAGGUCUUUUUCUUCAGCAUGAAUUCCCUAAUCUUCACUUUCAACAGCAGAGGGAUCAGAGUGAGGAAGGCUAGGCUAGUGGCACAUGACACCAAGGCAGUGAAAAUUUUGAAGACAGUGAUUGUCAGCAUGAAUUCAAAAGAGUGGGGACCAGAACUCAUCCCUGUCAGCAAAUGUGUCGCUCCACAAAGUGCAAUGAAAAAAAUGAACAGAAAGAUGACCCAUUUGAAUCGGAAGUUUGAGCGACAAAGAAAGUGA
Molecule: messenger RNA, 285 nt
Organism: Sphenostylis stenocarpa
Lineage: Eukaryota; Viridiplantae; Streptophyta; Magnoliopsida; Fabales; Fabaceae
Source: the annotation of a GenBank genome assembly